Molecule: messenger RNA, 1329 nt
Organism: Aplosporella prunicola CBS 121167
Lineage: Eukaryota; Fungi; Ascomycota; Dothideomycetes; Botryosphaeriales; Aplosporellaceae
Exons: 3
Coding region: 1-1329 (442 amino acids)
Biological process (GO): transcription initiation at RNA polymerase II promoter; RNA polymerase II preinitiation complex assembly
Cellular component (GO): transcription factor TFIID complex; nucleus
Molecular function (GO): protein heterodimerization activity; transcription coactivator activity
Source: RefSeq, a predicted model, not a curated record
AUGGCAUCGCCACCAUCAGGCGUCGGGCUCCCGAAAAAACGGCCCUCGAUCAGCGGCCCGCUGCCCACGAACCCCAGCAAGCGGCGCAAGCCAUCAACGGGCCCAUCGGGGCUGCGGCAGACGUCGUUCCCGCCCGAGUCGAGCGAGCAGCAGCGCGACUACUCGCGCUCGCCCAGCGUCGACAGCAGCUUCACCACCAACACGAACCAGGGCAAGCGGCGGCGCGGCGGCGGCGGCGGCAAGGGCCGCUUCGACGACGACGUGCGCAGCACCACGGGCACGAGCGUGCGCGGCGGCAAGGCGGGCACGGCGGCUGGUAGCGAGGCCCCGGGCGACAAGGGCGACGAUGAGCCCGAGGAGGAGGAGGGCGGCGAGUCGCUUGACGCGGUUAUGGAGGCCCAGGGCGAGGCCGACAAGACCCAGGAUAAGGAACAUAUGGCUUGGGGUGUGUAUAAAAGCAUGUUGACGGGGCGGUUUUCUCGAGACCAGGGCGAGCGGUACGAGCGGUACCGCGCGGUGAAGCUGAAGAAGGAGACGGUGCGCAAGAUCACGAACCAAACGCUCUCGCAAUCGGUCCCGCAAUCCGUCGUCACGACGAUAAACUCGUACACGAAAGUCUUCAUCGGCGCGCUGAUCGAGCGCGCCCGCACCGUGCAGCAAGAAUGGCAAGCCGUCGCCGAACACGCCCCAGUAGACGACCCACGACUACCAGCCAACCAAGCGCCGCCACCGCCGCCGCAGCAGCAACCGCAGCAGCAACAGCAGCCAACGACGCCGCACCCGCAGUACGGCCACCACAACCCCUACGCCCAGCCCUACCAGCACCCCUCGACGCUGCACCCGCCCUACGCGCAAACGCCCUACUCCAACAUCCGCAUCUCGUACGCGGCGGCGCCGCCGCCGCCGUCGGCGAGCCCGAGCCCCAUCGCCGCGUCUACGCCUACCGGAAACAGCAAUACCAACAUCAACGGCGCCAGCAGCACAUCGCAAGACACGACGACCUCGACGGUGCCCCUCUCCUCCCCAUCCUCACAACCCCAAUCCCAGUCCCAGUCCCAAUCCCAACCCCCCACCACAAACACAAACACAACCACCACAAACGACCCCGCCACCCUCCCCCCCACAAGCACAGCCCUCCCACUCUCAACCUCGCUGCCCGACCGCCUCGCCGAGCGCGACCGCGGCCCCCUGACGCCAGACCACUUGCGCGAGGCGCUGCGGCGGUACAAGAAGGACCGCGAGGGCGGGGGCAUGGGGUUUUUGGGGCUGAGUCUUGAGGGGCGGGAACGCACGGCUGGGCGGAUGGGGGGGAGGCGGCUUUUUAGGUAG